AUGGGGCCCCCGGGCAAUAGGGGAUCAUGGGGGCCCCUGUGUCCUUGCCCAAACUCAAAAAAGCCUAUGAAAAAGGUACCAGGGGCAUCUCAUGGGGCCCCCUACUGACCCCGGGCCCUCGGGCAGUGCCCAAGUUUCCAAAUGGUCAGUCCGCCUCUGACAUGGAGUGAUCGUACAAUAAUCUGAUCGCUAAUAUACAGCUUUCAGGAGCCGAUUCCAAUAACCAAAGGGAGAAGCGCAAACAUUUUUCUCGUACGAUUUUCGUUUAAUCAGUACAGUAGUCAUUC
This is a messenger RNA of Staurois parvus, 287 nucleotides long. NCBI's taxonomy places the organism in Eukaryota, Metazoa, Chordata, Amphibia, Anura, Ranidae. The record is from the annotation of a GenBank genome assembly.